Messenger RNA from Necator americanus (New World hookworm), 312 nucleotides. RefSeq lists its product as uncharacterized. NCBI's taxonomy places the organism in Eukaryota, Metazoa, Nematoda, Chromadorea, Rhabditida, Ancylostomatidae. The transcript has a single exon. The record is from RefSeq and is a predicted model, not a curated record. Bases 1 to 312 code for a protein of 103 amino acids.
AUGGCAGCUACGAGAUACGAGAGAGAUAUUCAGCAAAGAUGUGCCGCGGCCACUUGGUUCGUUAAGGCGCAACUCCUUAACGAAGUGCCUGUGGUCGACCCCCAUCACCAACGGAGUCAAUCUGUGAGUUUACCUAUCCGCAAUUCGCUCUAUCACGAUGUACAAAUCGGAAACUUGGGCAGCGUAGUCAAUUGUGAUGGAGGAGCUCGACUGCAUGAAAAUGAAGCUGUUCAGACGAAUGCUUUGCUACUUUUGGCCAAUGGUGCCAUAACGAAGAACUUUACUCAGAAGUGGAUGUGGUGUACCGAGUGA